GCGGGCCCGCGGCGCGCGGCAGACACGAGCGGCUGACACGAGCGGCCGCCGCGGGCGGAGGCUGCGCGCCGCAGACCCGGGCGGUGCGAGCGCGAUGGCGGCGGCGCGGGGCUCGGGCUAGCUGCGGGCGGCGCGGAUGGCGGGCGGCGCGGGCUGGGCGGGCGCCCCCGCGGCUCUGCUGCGCUCCGUGCGCCGCCUGCGCGAAGUGUUCGAGGUGUGUGGCCGCGACCCGGACGGCUUUCUGCGUGUGGAGCGCGUCGCCGCUCUCGGCCUGCGCUUCGGCCAGGGAGAGGAGGUGGAAAAACUUGUGAAGUGUUUGGAUCCCAAUGACCUGGGCAGAAUCAACUUCAAGGAUUUUUGCCGAGGAGUGUUCGCCAUGAAAGGGUGCGAGGAGCUGCUGAAGGACGUGCUGUCAGUGGAGAGCGCGGGGACCCUGCCAUGUUCUCCAGAGAUCCCAGACUGUGUGGAGCAGGGCAGCGACAUCUCUAGCUCUACCUUUGCUGAUGGCGAGCACCUCUCCAGGGAACCUGGCUUCUUCCAGGAAGACGAGGAGGAAGCGAUGACAUUGGCCCUGCCUGAGGGACCCCAGGAGUUAGAAAUGGAUAGCCCCAUGGAGAGCAGCCAGGGCCUGGAGGGCUCUGUCAGGAGUCCUGGCGAGAAGGAGCCUGAACUGGGGGGCCUGUACCUGCCAGAGGACAAGUCCCUCGUCCUCACUCCGUCCAUGACCACAUCAGACCUUUCCACUCACUCCACCGCCUCUCUCAUCAGCAACGAGGAGCAAUUUGAAGACUAUGGAGAGGGGGAUGAUGUGGACUGUGCCCCCAGCAGCCCCUGCCCUGAUGAUGAGACCAGAACCAAUGUCUACUCAGAUCUAGGAUCGUCAGUGUCUUCCAGUGCGGGGCAGACCCCAAGGAAGAUGCGGCACGCCUACAACAGUGAGCUGCUGGAUGUGUAUUGCUCUCAGUGCUGCAAGAAGAUCAACCUGCUGAAUGACCUGGAGGCCCGGCUGAAAAACCUGAAGGCCAACAGCCCCAACCGGAAGAUCUCAAGCACAGCUUUCGGACGGCAGCUCAUGCACAACAGUAACUUCAGCAGCAGUAACGGCAGCACUGAGGACCUGUUCCGCGACAGCAUUGACUCAUGUGACAAUGACAUCACAGAGAAGGUGAGCUUCCUGGAGAAAAAGGUCACAGAGCUGGAGAACGACACCCUGACCAGUGGGGACUUAAAGAGCAAGUUGAAGCAGGAGAACACGCAGCUGGUGCACAGGGUGCAUGAGCUGGAGGAGAUGGUGAAGGAUCAGGAGACCACAGCAGAGCAGGCUCUGGAGGAGGAGGCCCGGCGACACCGUGAGGUCUACUGCAAGCUGGAGCGGGAGAAGAGCACUGAGCUGGAGCUGCUCAAUACCAGGGUGCAACAGUUAGAAGAAGAAAACGCUGAUCUGAGAACCACAGUGACUCGACUUAAGUCGCAGACAGAGAAACUGGAUGAGGAACGGCAGCGCAUGUCUGACCGUCUGGAGGACACCAGCCUGCGACUCAAGGAUGAGAUGGACCUUUAUAAGCGCAUGAUGGACAAGCUGCGGCAGAACCGCCUUGAGUUCCAGAAGGAGCGGGAGGCGACGCAAGAGCUCAUUGAGGACUUGCGGAGGGAGCUUGAACACCUGCAGAUGUAUAAGCUGGACUGUGAGCGGCCAGGUAGGGGCCGCAGCUCAUCUGGCCUUGGUGAGUUCAACGCCAGAGCCCGCGAGGUGGAACUUGAACAUGAGGUCAAGCGUCUGAAGCAGGAGAAUCACAAGCUGCGGGAUCAGAACGAUGACCUGAAUGGGCAGAUCCUGAGCCUCAGCCUCUAUGAGGCAAAGAACCUCUUUGCCACCCAGACCAAAGCCCAGUCUCUGGCUGCAGAAAUCGACACAGCAUCCCGGGACGAGCUAAUGGAGGCCCUGAAGGAGCAGGAGGAGAUCAACUUCCGACUGAGGCAGUACAUGGACAAGAUUAUCCUGGCUAUACUGGACCACAACCCUUCCAUCCUGGAAAUCAAACACUGAGCCAGGGCUGGCUGCAGAGCGGCCAUUGGACCUGGGACCUAGGGACAGCCUGCCUGAGGAUAAAGAUGCAGGCAGGACCCCACACUCACUCUGUAAAUGUACCUCUGACCACCCUGUAUGUGUGUGCUAGUGUAUGUGCGGGAGACUGCACACACAGGCAAGGAGUGAGCUUAGGGCCAUGGCUGUGGGUGACCAAAAAACCCCAUGAUGAGCUGUGUGUGCACUUUGCAGCCCCUUUGUGAGGGGCUGAGGGGGCCUGGAUAUGGGAGGGAGACUCUCAGGAGUUAACAGCAAGGACUGGAAGCUUGCAUGUAGGAUACUGAUGAAAUGAUUCUACCUCUGGAUAAGGGUUAGAAGAAGCUCUCAGGAGAUGCCCCCCCAAACCCUACCCUCACCCCAGAGUAGGAACAAAACUGUUAUGCUCUCCAGAGCUUGGUGUCUUUGCUAGCCUUUCUGGCCAUCAUUCAAACCCAGGUUUUUUAAGCUCAAAGAGGAGGAAGGGUGUUGGAGGGGGUACAGGGCCCCCUGUAGAUGGUCCCCUGGGGUGCAGAUAAGUGGCACCAGUGGAUUUGAGUUUACAGAGCAGCUAACGUGCGCUGUCCAUGCCUUUGGGUUGAGUCCUUUGUAGUUUUCCAUGCCCUUACCAGCCUGGUUCUCCUACCUCCCCUUUCUGGUUUGGCUUCAGUUUGCUUUGAAGAAGAGAACUAUACACAGCAUUUACUUGGGGUGGAAGGAAGGCCAAGAACAAGGGUGGAGUGUCCAAGGCAGGUGUUAACACUGGGGGCCAAAGGGAGUGAUUGCCUGGGAGACAUGUUCCCAUGGCUGCAUCUAGCAUGUGCACAGAUGCACCUUGGUGAGGGCGGGCCUGGGGAGGUGGCCACACCCUUCUGACAGCUCUCAGGCACACCUGGAUCUGGUUCCCCUGUUAGAGCAGGCCCUGCCAGUGGGAGGUCAGUGGAGAACAUCAUGGGGGAACCGUAGUCUUCCGUUCUGUGAAUACAUGGUGGGGAUUCCCCCCAACCCCCAGAUUUUUAAAAGAAUAUGAUGUUUUGUUCUAGGCAUCCGGGCAUUGAUGCUAUACCUUGACUGUUGGGCAGUUAGUUUAUCUCUUGUUUUAUGUGGUUUGUGACUGGCUUCCUUAUCCCCAGCCCAGAUAAACAUGGAUGGUCUUGCCUCUUCCUCUUCCGUUUGUUUUCUUGAGCACGUCUUGCGUAAAAGGGAACGUUUGGUCACGUUGGGGAGGCUAGUGAGCGGAAAGGGGGGCAGUUGAAGGUAAAGAGAUGACUUAGGAUAUUUUGCCCUGCUUGGCAGAGACAAGGCUGUGACCAGUUUCAGCCCACUCACUCCUGCUUUCCUUGGCUUUUGAGACCUGUUUUAAUCAUAUGCACAGAGUUGUCUCAUGCUGUGUAGUUGGUAGGUGGGUCACCUUACCCUGCACUGCCUGCAUGAGCCACACCAGGAAGACAAGACUGCUUGAUCUUAAGGUGCAGGUCUCUGCGGGCAUUCUCUGGGGUCUGGGAAGAUAGAGGUAGAAAAAGGCUAGGUUAGUGUCUCCUGAGGCUAUGUCAGUAGGAAGGGAAAAUAAACCAUGGCUUGAGGUUGGUUCAGGUGUCAUGCUGGGAGGAGCGUGGCAGAGGCCAGUUGGUAAUGGUCCUGGCCUGUGGGAGCUGCCCCAGGGAUGGAUGUUUUGUACUUGAAAUUGUAUGGGCCUCUAGUUUCACUGGUGUCCAGAUAGGGCUAGAAGCCAGAGUCACAGCAUAGCAGAAGAGGAAGGGGAUUUCUGUCAAGGCAACAGGCAGGGAAGGCUUUUGGCCCACGUUGUUGGACUGCAAGAAUAGACUCCCCAAGGAAAUGACAAGUUUGGAGGCCCCUAUGGGCCUGGACUCUUGCUAUAGGCCUCUGGAAGAGUGACUUCUGAGGGUGGAGCUGACUUCCAUGCAACACACACCUCAGGCUAAUCCAGCCUUCUUACUUUUCUCAGCCAGGAUGCACUUAGAAAACUUUGUCAACUUGGCCUAAGAUCUUGGUCAUUGUUUCUUGUAGUGGUGGCAGUAGAUUUUUAUCUUUUGAGACAAGGUUUUACACUGUAGCUCUGGGUGCCCUAGAAUUCAAGGUAAUCCUUCUGCCUUAGCCUCCAGAGUGCUGGGAUUGCAGGCAUGAGUCACCACACACAUUUCAUUUUUAAAAGGUUCUGAGCUUGCAAGCCCAGGACUCUGGCACCACAUCACUCAUGGGGGUUGCAGAACUUGGAGCUCUUGCUUCUGCUGCUCCCCCAACUCACUUAAACAUGGGUAAGCUCCCCCUUGAUGUCCGUGUGUCUAGAUUUGGCAUUUGGUUAAAUUUGAAUUUCAGAUAAACCAGUGGUUUUAACUUUUAGAAUCACAAUGUCCCAUGCCAUAGUUGAUGCUUCGGGGGCUUUUUAAUAUUCUGUUCCUCACAUGUUCUAACAGUUGGUACAGGUGUGGCCCAGGCCUUGGAAUGUUUUAAGAAUGCCCCAGGUGUUUAGCUUUGGCCAAUUUAGCCAAAUUGGAGGGGAAGGGUCAGCAGUAACUUGCCAAGAUCCGAGUAGAUUGGGGGCCAUGAAGGGGAUGCACUUUUUAUGUGAUGCUAAACUCCUUGCAUUCCAUUAGAAGCCAGACAAAAUGAACUAUGUCUUCCUGCGUUUGUUUCCUUUUAGCUUCGAAUUGGCUAGAUUUUAUUUCAGACUGGUACCUUUCUUGAGAGUCUACAGAGGAAAUUCCUUUUUAAAGUUUUAUUUCUUACACACUCAAAACACAAACUCAUGAAGCAAGCAGAGCACCAGGACUAGAGAUUGGGUUUGCCAAUUUGCCUGUGUGCUGCUGUCGCCUGAGGAGGCUCUGAAAAAAAUCUGACGAUAGAAGGCUUGGGAACGUCGGCACAGUAGAGGGCCUGGUGUGAGGUUUAGUCCCUAGCAGCAUGAAAAGGAGUUGAUGAUAGGACCAACUGUGAGUUUCUGUGUAACCGGAAGUGGGGAUGGUUCAGCACCUACCUCUCUGCAUUGGUUUCCCCGGUGCUGUUCCUCACAGCUCCAGGUGGGGGCUCCUGUCCUACAAGGUCUUUGGCUCAAGCAGAGAGAAACCUCAUGAAAUGUCUCAGCAUGAGCAGGGCUAGGAAGCUUGCCUUUGACUGGGGUGACGAAGGUGGAUGGAUUUUGGUAAUUGUUCCACUGAGAGACUCCAGCUGCUCUCACUAGCCUGGAAGUCUGUAUCCCUUAGUGGCCCCCAGCCUGGGACUCCUAGAGUCACAGGAGACGUGCAUGGGCCCAUUGCGAAGUGGGGGCUGAUAAUCAGGCAAGAGCUGGGCUUUGACAGCAGCUUUGGGUGCAGUGGCCACUUGUCUCUGGAUUUUGUCCUUUUUCUGACUGCAGUGAGGCUGUCCCAGUUGCUUUCCUGUCAGUGCCAAAUCAGCACCCAGUUCACACUAUGAGGGCUGAGUUGUGAUCCAUACUGGUUCCGAUGGUCCAGGGGUGGCAUUACACAUUGGGCUCAGUAGGGGAUCUGGAGGCUCUGCAGCAAGGCCCGAGAAAGCAGGGAAUGACUGUCUGUGGGGCACUGGCAAAUUUGUACCUGUCUGUAGACAUGACUGAUGGGACCUGGGAAAGGUUUAGGGUAGUCACCAGGCCAGCCUGACAUGCCCAGUGAUUCUGUAGCAGGCCAGGUGACGCUCUUUUUUAGGGCUUCAGCUCUGUCCCUUCCUCCCAAUCUUUCCUCCUACCCCAACCCCCACUGGAGCCCAAGGACUUGCCUCUGUGGUGGCUCCUCAGGUUGGCAUCACUAACAUGUGCCCACCAAGGGGCCUCGUUAGAGUGGCCCAGUUUCGGAGGGCCUCCCUGUCCUGAGGUCCAUCUUGACUUGAAUGUGCAUGGGUGUGUCAGGGUAGCUGUGUCAGGUGACAUCUUUUAGCUGCUCAGCUAAGAAGAGAGCCACUUCUAGAAGGCUUUGUCUCUGAAAGCAUAGCAAGGUGACAGUCCUUAUCACUCUGUUCACCAGGAACUGGGUAUCUUUGAUGUACCCUGCUCGUGGGUUCCUCUUCCCACUGUGACUGUAAUACAGGGAUGUCUACCCCAAGGUACCAGCUGGAGGGCAGCAUCCCAGGCCACCGCCGCUCCUUCAGGCCUAAGUUCUAAUGGCCCUGCCUGUUGUUGGGACUGUCUGCUUUUCUGUUCUGCACAGCUGGUUUUUGUCUGCAUGGUUUGGGGUCCUUGUGCCUUUUUUCCCUUGUGGCCACCACACAGGUUUCUCUGUUACCGACUGCCCCCUUUUGUACACCUCCUUACCUGUCUUCCCCAGUCCUGUGUAUACUCGUGUGUGCAUCCAUGUGCCUCCACCGAGAUCAGCUGGCAGACUCCUGCUGCCCCCAAUCAGGCCCCGCUUCCCCAUAGGUCCCCAGCCUCUAUUGACUUGGUAACUUUUGUACAGGAUCUUUUGUUACAGUCUUAAGCAUAGGGAACACUUAGUCCUUAUGUACCUGCAGCUAGUUUAGAAGCCCUGCAUCCCAGACAAGGAUAGCUUUGUGUAGAGCAGCUUCUCCCACAAACAUCUUCUGUGUGGGUGUGGGUAUUUAUAGAAGACAGAUCACCUUUAACAUGAGGCACUGGCUACAGCAGGGAGGUUGCAGGGCUCUUCUGGAGGAAGCCCCAGCCAUGUGGUUUGCAGUGCUUUCAGUACAUUUGGGUUUAGGGCCAUUGUGUCUCUUGUCUCCACUGUGUGUGUGCUGAAGGAAGUCAUUUGCUACUGUCCCUGCCUGCUAUUACCACCUGUCCAGCCCUUCCUUGUCUGCUGGUGCUCAGACCAGAGUGCCAUUAAUCACCAGACUGAUGUCAGGACUGGGACAUGACAGUGUGUGCUGAGGACACACUUCAGCUCUGGGGUUGGGCCUUCUGGGGCCCAGGUGGAAGUAGCUACAGGCUAUGGGCUCUGAUUCUCCAGGGAUUACAUCUGGGGCUUUGCCCCCAGUGCCAGUAAUUGCAAAUGGCCUUAGCUUUGGGGUUGGAAAGGAACUUCCACUUUAGGCUCCAGGGAGGGGAGAGGGGUGAGUCCCAAACCCUGAACUGUUUGCCUCCAGCCUGUUCUGUCCUGAAAUAGGCUUUCAACGUGGGCACCUUCCAAGGAACUGUAAUGUACAGAACACAGUGUAAAUAAACAGUUGGCUUUUUGUUCCUGA
Molecule: messenger RNA, 7231 nt
Organism: Phodopus roborovskii (desert hamster)
Lineage: Eukaryota; Metazoa; Chordata; Mammalia; Rodentia; Cricetidae
Gene: Rab11fip4
Product: RAB11 family interacting protein 4
Exons: 15
Coding region: 137-2047 (636 amino acids)
Biological process (GO): endocytic recycling; regulation of cytokinesis
Cellular component (GO): recycling endosome membrane; midbody; endocytic vesicle
Molecular function (GO): calcium ion binding
Source: RefSeq, a predicted model, not a curated record